AUGAGUGGUGUGAGUGAUAGUCUAGAUGUGUAUCUUAAGGAGCGCCAGCAUAAAUUGGACCAUCAGAGAGACCUAUUGGAGAAAAGGCAGAGGCGCAAGCGCCUGGAUCCAAUGGUGGUGCGGCCAAAUCCUGUUACUGGACUUCCUCUUGCAAAGCCGAGAAGUGGGGAGAGUCGUUUCUAUCUGAGGUCAUCUUGUCCUCCCGGCAACAAUUUCAUCCUGCCUGGAGCUGUUGACCCAGUUGCCACCACGAGGCCCAGCAAUCAGGAUUCAGUUCCAGAACUUCUUACCAUCCCUCUAAACUCUUCUUCCAGCAAAGAGGAAACAGAGGGACAGGCCGCUGGGACAAGCACUGCGGUGGCUGCUUCUCAAAUUGAUGCUGUUGAUGCAGACCUGGAACUUCCAGAAGAGUCUCAAGAUUCUUUUGUCACCAUAGAGGACAUUGAUGAAUGUAAUGAGGAAUGUCGCUUGACGAAACUUGCUUCUAAGAAGUUUUUUAACAUACAUGAUGUCAUUGGCGCAGACAAUAAGGAUUUGGAUUUGAAACUUCCUGUCUCAUCUCAGGGCUCUCCUACCUCCAUAGAGAAAAUUGAGGCUACGGGAAAGAAGCCACGCUCUCCAAAGCUUGCUUCUAAGAAGUUUUAUGACAAAGAUGAUAUUUUAGCCCAUAUGAUCCUGGAGAGAGAGGAGAAAGCCAAGAAAAGUCAAGAAUCUGCAGAAGCAAUUCUAAAACAUCAUUUACCAUUAUUCCCAGUGGGCACCACUGAGGAUGAAGACAGCUUUCAGUCAGCCAUGGUUCGUAGAUCUGAAAUGUUUCUAGUUAAUGCCCCAAAUGCUCAUGGAUGGUGCUUCCCUCAGGAUACAAUUGAGUCCUUUGAGACAGCCGUUCCGGAAAUGACUGAGUUUAUGACAUCUCUGAGUAAUCUGAAGGACUUUGCUUACCAUCAAGCUCCUCAGGAUACCGCUGUGAGAUGUAUGAUAAUCAAAGACAUUAAGGGUAUCUUCCCCGGCUACUAUAUGUUUGUGGAAGUUAAAGAGAAUAAGGAGCUCUUCGUCCUUGCAGCUAGAAAGUACAAGAAGUUUAUGAGAUCAGAAUACAUUAUCUCCACUGACUUUAUGGAUUUAUGUCGUGGAGGGACGAAUUACAUUGGCAGACUUCGGGCCAACCUCAUGAAGACCAAGUACACGCUUUACAGCAGGAUGGAUCCAAACCAGUGCAGGGACUUGACUGAAAAGUGCUCCACACAGCAGAAGCUCGGGACCAUCACUUACAAAAAUAAAGCGCUUCGAUUUCAAAGGCCUAAGAGUAUAACUGUGAUCAUUCCAAUUUCGACUGAGAGUGAAGAGCAGGUGCCAGUUGAAUCAAAGAGGACCCUCAAGGAUUUUUUCUCUAAAUGGAGAAAGAAAACCAAGGACAAUGUCGUUGAAUUCAAAAAUAAGUACCCUAUUGGGAACCUCAAGACGCAGAGCUAUUGCUUGCCCCAGUGGAUGAAGGACAAGUCGCAGAAGACCUUCCAGCUCAUUCAAGGAAGUGAGACUUCCCGUGUGGUCAUGCAGCUUGAGCACGUGAUCAAGCAACAAUUCUUCAUGGAGUACAGCCACCCUCUAUCGACAGUGCAGGCAUUUGCCAUUGCUCUGUCAAGGCUUGACAGAGGCUGA
This is a messenger RNA of Sorex fumeus (smoky shrew), 1659 nucleotides long. RefSeq names its product tubby-related protein 3-like. The coding region runs from base 1 to 1659 and encodes 552 amino acids. The record is from RefSeq and is a predicted model, not a curated record. The transcript has 13 exons. Lineage: Eukaryota; Metazoa; Chordata; Mammalia; Eulipotyphla; Soricidae.